Molecule: messenger RNA, 6145 nt
Organism: Polypterus senegalus (gray bichir)
Lineage: Eukaryota; Metazoa; Chordata; Cladistia; Polypteriformes; Polypteridae
Gene: nup205
Product: nucleoporin 205
Exons: 43
Coding region: 50-6043 (1997 amino acids)
Biological process (GO): nuclear pore organization
Cellular component (GO): nuclear pore; nuclear pore inner ring
Molecular function (GO): structural constituent of nuclear pore
Source: RefSeq, a predicted model, not a curated record
CAGGCAUUAACUCGGACACCACUCUUUUGGUCCUCUCAAGUUGCACAACAUGGCGUCUCAGUUGGCGGUAAAUUCAGCUGCCAGUCUUUGGGGACCAUAUAAAGAACUAUGGGACACAGUGAACAAUGCCAUCUACAGGAGACAACUGGAAGCUGUACACCUGCUAGAUAUGAGCCUGAAGAAACACAAACCAGAUUUUAUUUCCCUCUUCAAGAAUCCACCAAAGAGUAAUGAACAGCGUGACAAGGUGAAAAAAGCAAGUACAGAUGGCAUUGCUAUUCAGGGUCAACAAGGUCUACGGCAUCUUCCUGAGCAGCUACUUACAGAGGCAUUUAUCUUGAGUGAUCUGUUCAGCAUCUCUGAAUUGGCUGCAUUAGAACUUCUCCUGGCAGGUGAGCGUCAGCAGCCUCAUUUUCCUGGCCUCACUCGGGGUCUGGUAGCUGUUCUGCUUUACUGGGAUGGUAAGAGGUGCAUAGCUAAUUCACUGCAUUCCUUGAUUCAAGCUCGUCGUGGAAAAACCUUUAUGCUCGAUCUCAGCGAGGAACUGGUUUCCAUUGCAAAUCAUUUCACAGAUGACCUAAUGAAACAAGGCCUAACACAGAAGAUUCUGUCUCUAUUGUCAGACAUCAGUGUUGCUGUGGAAUUUGAGAAACUUCAAAAAGCAAGAGGAUUAGGCAAUGAAAAGCAUAGAAAAGAGGUAUCUGAUCUGAUUAAAGAGUGUCGAUUGACAUUGGCUGAAUGUCUCUUUUCUUGGACUUGCCAGUCCUCCCUUAGUAUGGAUGAUAUACUGUCUUUAUUUGGAUACUUGGAAAAUGUGACAACAGAAGGUGAUGGCUCUUUGGACAGUGUCAAUCUAGCUUUAGUCAUGGCUUUGCUCUACAAUUUUGAUGUCAGUUUCUUGGAGCAGGGAUCUGAUGAUAUGGAAGAUCUUAUUCACACAAUGCCUUUGCUAACGAACAAGCAGUAUGUAGCAGAAAUUCACAAUCGACUCCAGGAUGCAAAUCCAUGGAAACUACCUGGUCUGCAGGCUGUUGUGAGACUGACGUGGGCAGUUACUUUACGAGCUCUCUCCCAGCAUCCACAAGGAGCAGCUUUGGUUGAAUUUACAGAAGGGGAUGAAGCAAUGGCUGAUAUUGCAAUCACACAGAAUGCGUUUCUUUUCAUUUUGGAAGCAAUUUUGGGCUCGGAAAGCUUUGGACAAGAAGAAUUCUACACACGCCGGAUACACUCUCUUCUUACGGAUUUUCUUGCACUAAUGCCCUUGAAAGUGAAACAGUUGAGAAACAGAGCCGAUGAGGAUGCCAGGUUGGUUUACAUGAGUCUUCAGAUGGGCAGUGAGCCACCUGCUACUCUGCAGAGACAUCUAGAGCAACUGAUGAUACUGAUUGGAGAAUUCUAUGGAAAAGAUCAUUUUAACUUGGAGUUGGCAUUAGAAUACUGGUGUCCAUCAGAGCCCAUCCACCACAACUCUUCAAUAACAGGGUCAUUUCUGGGAGUGGCUCAUCAGCGUCCGCCUCAUAAACAGGUGGUUUUAUCAAAGUUUGUUAGGCAGAUGGGGGAUCUGCUACCUUCGACUCUGUAUAUCCCUUACCUAAAGAUGCUGAAAGGACUAGCAAAUGGACCUCAGUGUGCUCAGUACUGUUCAAGUCUUCUCAAAGUCAAUGGUACACCUCAUAUGGAAAAUAUCCAAUCUGUAGGGAGCAGCCCAGUGUCCUGGGAACAUUUCUUUCACUCACUGAUGCUCUACCAUGAAAACCUUAGAAGAGAUCUACCCAGUGCAGACACAUCUCAGUAUCGUCAUCUGUCCCUGAGAGGCAUUACACAGCGUGAACUGGAUGGGCUCAUUGGUUUUUUACAGCUUACUUCUACCAUUGUGAAGUGGAGUGAGAAUGCACGGUUGACACUAUGUGAACAUCCCCAGUGGACGCCCAUUAUUGUGAUGCUGGGUUUGCUUCAGUGUAGCAUUCCUCCAAUGCUGAAAUCUGAACUCUUGAAUUGCUUAGCUGCAUUUGGGAAAUCCCCAGAGAUUGCAUCUUCCCUUUGGCAAUCUUUGGAAUAUACACAGAUCCUGCAAACUGUUCAAUCUCCGGGACAGCGCCAGGCAACAGGGAUUGAGGUUGAAUUAAAUGAGAUUGAAUCUCGAUGUGAAGAAUACCCCUUGACCAGAGCCUUUUGCAAUCUGAUUAGUAUAUUGGUGGAGAGCUCCUUUCCAACCAACCUAGGUGCUGGACUGCGGCCUCCUGGGUUUGAACCUUACCUUCAGUUCCUUAGAGACUCCGUCUUCCUACCAUUUCCCAACAGAGCCUAUCGACGUGCAGCUGAAAAGUGGGAGGUGGCAGAAGCAGUUCUGGAAGUUUUUCAUAAACUUUUGCAGGGCUAUGAACCACAGCCCAGUGACUUUGUGGAAGAGUUUGUGGAGCUUCAGGGAGAGUUGGUUGCUGCUGGAAAGUCACCAGGAUACUGCCUGAUGUUCCAUCUUCUGAAUGAUUCACCUAUGUUCAGUCUUUGCCUUACACUUCUUGGAGAGGGUGUCAAUUAUCUAGACACCUAUGCCCCAUUUCCAGGAAAGAAGCAUCUGGAGAAAGCAGUGCUGCAUUGCUUAUCACUUCUUAACAUGGUCCUGCAAAAGGAGACACUUUUCAUGAACAUGUUACGUGAGAGCCAAGCUUCAGUGAUUGUUACACCUUUGGAGCAACUUCUGCAAGGAAUCAGUGCACAGACCAGGAAAGCUGACCAUGUUGUUAAUAUUGCCAGGUACCUCUACCAUGGUAAUUCUAAUCCAGAAAUUGCUUUCGAAAGUGCCCAUAUAUUGCGUUGCAUUUCCCGCUAUCCUAAUAUUCAGACUCGACUGGUUGGGGACUUCACACGUGACCAGUCAAUAUGUGAGAAGCUAAUGACUGGAUUUGUAGAGUGUCUGGACAAUGAAGACGCAGAAGAAUAUGCACAGGAAAUAGAAGAUCCAGAGCCUGAUCCAGAGAAAAAGAUUGCUCGAACUCGUCAUGAAACACAAAUCCAUAUCCUCAAUCUCCUUAUAACAUCACUAGAACUUAAACCACCCAAUUUGGCUCUGUACCUACUUGGUUAUGAGUUGAAAAAGCCAGUCUCUACUACUAACCUUCAAGAUCCAGGAGUUCUUGGCUGUCCACGAAGCUGCUUGCAUGCAAUUUUGAAUUUAGUAGAAAGAGGAACAGAAAAAAGAUACAGUCCUCUUCUAGUUCUUGAAGCACCCCACCUGGCUGAACUUUGUUAUCAGGUUAUCUACCAGCUGUGUGCAUGCUCUGAAACCUCUGGUCCUACUAUGCGCUACCUAAGAACAAGCCAUGAUUUUCUCUUCUCACAGUUGCAGUAUCUGCCGUUUCUUAAUCCAGAUAACCAGAUUGCAGCCUUGAACCAAAUGUCAUGGCUAAUGAAAACAGCUGCCAUUGAACUUCGUGUGACAUCUUUGAACAGACAAAGAUCACAUACACAGCGCCUUUUGACUCUACUUCUAGAUGAUCAACCACAUGGAGCCUAUUCAGUUGAUGGAGAGAUUAGUGCAGAAGAAGAAACACAAUCUAUUAGUGGCUUUCUUCAUUUUGACUCUGUUCCUAAAGUACGUCGAAAGAUUUUACGUAUCCUGGAUGCUAUUGAUUUUAGUGAGGAGGCACCUGACCUACCCCAGCUGGAUUUCUUUGACCAAGCUCAGAUUGAACAAGUAAUUUCUAACUGUGAACACACCAAUGACCAAGGACAGACCGCUUGUAAUGUUAAGCUGUUGCAUAGAGUUCUUAUGGCAGAAAUCAAUGCCCUCCAGGGAAUGGCAGCAAUUGGACAGCGUCCUUUACUACUUGAGGAAGUGAACUCAAUCCUACAUCAUGUUGUAGAGAGGAACCGUAUGCGACACAGCCUGAAUGCCAAACGUCAUGCAUUGCAGUCCUGGCGAAACCUUGUGGAAACACUUCUGACUGCUUGUCCACAGGAUCUUAUUCCCACAGAGGCUCGACAGUUGUUAAUUCGUGACUUGCUACUGGACCUUCAUGACAAGGUCUUAUCAGAAGAUGCAGCAGAGGAGCUGAUGCCAGUAGUUGCUGGUGCAGUGUUUACACUAAUGGCUCAUCUUAGCCAUACCAUGCGUUCUGAGCAUCAGCAACCUAAUGUAACUUCGGGAUUCUCCUCCCUUGCAAAUUCUGCCUUGCAUUUAAUUCUCAGAAAACUCUUGGAUUUCAUUCUUCGAACAGGUGGUGGAUUUCAAAGGCUUCGUGCUCACUUAUAUGGAUCUCUGCUUUACUACCUUCAGAUUGCACAGAAGCCAGUAGAACCAGAGACUCUUCAGACAGCAGAGAAAUCAAUGUGGGAACGCCUCACUGCCCCAGAAGAUGCAUUUACUAAACUGCAGCGGGAGAACCUAUUCAUUAUUGAGAGUUAUGGCACAGCUUUAAUGGAAGUGAUUUGUCGGGAUGCCUGCGAUGGUCACGAGAUAGGAAGGAUGCUGGCUCUGGCUGUGCUCGAUGCUGUGAUGGACCGCCACAUCUCAAUUGACAAAGAAUGCCAGUGGCUGCAAUAUAUGGCAAACAGUGGUUACCUCAAGGUGCUGGUACAAAGUCUGAGGCAAGAUGACACAAUGUUACAGUGUUUGCUUGUACCUCAUCCUCCUCUUCUUAAAGCCCUUUAUAUCUAUGAGUCCAAAAUGGCAUUGCUAACACGUGUUGCUAAAAACACCCAUGGGGCAGCAGAACUGUUACGUUGUGGACUUAUUGUGCAACUAAUUGAGUGUGAGGUGUAUGACAUGCGACCAGACACAGAUUCAAAUAGGAUAUUAGGUCAGAGAGACCCAUCAGGAUUCAUUCCAAGUCCUCUUGAUCGCUAUAGACAGAUUCUUCUGCCUGCUUUGCGUCUCUGUCAAGUUAUUCUAACGUCUAGUACUGCACAGCACCAACAAGCUGCAGCACAGGUAAUACAGUGGCUAAUCGUUCAUUCAGAAGCAAUCCAUGCCAUUCUGCGUUGUCAGGAAGUGACUGUUGGAUCUCUUCGAGAACUGUCAUUGCUGACUGGCAUAAUAAGCAAAACUGCACUACCAGGGGUUGUUAAAGAGCUUGGUCAAGAUGCUAGCAGUGCUUCUUUAAUGGAUUAUGAGGCUCAUAUCAGUCGCUUUCAGCGUCAGUGUCUGUCUUUACUUAGUCGGUUUACUGGGUCUGAUCCACUGCAACAGAUGAAGCUAGCAGAGGAAAACACUUUAAAUGCAGAUGCUGUAGAUCAGAGGGAGGAGAUGGAAGUUGCAGUUCAGCAAAUUUGUGCAAAUGUACUUGAAUAUUCCCAGUCGCUUCUGCUUCAGAGUUCUUCUGAGUCUCAGUUCAGCAUUUGUCUCUUUAGCCCUUUGAUGGUGGAGCCAGCAAACAGAGAUGGGCCUAGAGGAGCAGAUGUUGCCACACCUGUUUCCUACUCAAGAGUUCCAAGUUUGGGCAUAAUUGUGCAUCUUCUCAGACAAAGUGCAUCUCAGUUCUUUAAGUAUUUUGAAAGCCAUCGACAGAGUGUGAGUAAACUACAUGGUGUUGAUCACUUGCCUACAGAAGAAGUAAAAGAGCUCUGUCAAGCUGUCAUGUCAGUAACAAGUGGAGUAGACAAAAUAUCUUCAUCCCAGAGGAAUGCUUUGGCCAAGAGACGCCUUGUGAAGCUUAUAAAUAAUCGAGCAAUACUACUUUCCUUGUGUUCUUAUAUAAUUGAAACAUGCUUAUUUAUUCUCUGGCGUCAUUUGGAAUAUUACUUGAUUUACUUUAGCCCUCUUGAAUCUCAGGACUCUCUCUUGUCUGCUGGGCAGUCUUUCAGAGCCCGGCAUCAAGAUGAUUCAUUUGCAGCAUUUUCAGGCAAUGUUACAAGAAGCUUUGGGGUGUCUCGAGUCAGUAGGCAAGAUCUAGAUCAGUUACGCACUGAUGUGGCAAACAAUUUCGGAGACUCAUUACAGAAGAAACUCCUAGAUGUGGAAGGGCUUUACUGCAGAGUCCGUUCUCAAUACACUUUCAUUCGGGCUCUUGUAAGGCGCAUCAGAGGUCUCCUCCGGCUCAUCUGAAAAGGAGUGACUUUCCUGAUACUAUGAAAAUAAUUGUAAAAUACUUUCUUCAUUUAAAUUUUUGUUUGUAUGAAUUUCAAAUAUGAAAAUAAAACUCACUUU